UAGCUAUUAGCUAACAACAGAGCCCGUCUACAUUCUCUGGCUAACAACUUUAUAGCUGGACAGUGACUAGCUAGCCGAGUUAGCCGACAUCCUGUGCAAAAAAUAUUGGGUUAAUCAAAGUAGGUGCUAUUAUUAAUUCGAAACACGUUGAUUAAACAUGGGAAAAGGCGGAGGAACAUUUGAAAGGCUUCUUGAUAAAGCCACCAGUCAGCUUUUGCUGGAGACAGACUGGGAGUCCAUCCUGCAAAUCUGUGAUCUCAUCCGCCAAGGAGACACCCAGGCAAAGUAUGCCAUUGCUGCCAUUAAGAAGAAGCUAAAUGACAAGAAUCCUCAUGUGGCCCUUUAUGCUCUUGAGGUCCUGGAGUCGGUGGUGAAGAACUGUGGCCAGACGGUGCAUGAUGAAGUGGCUAGUAAGCAGACCAUGGAGGAACUGAAGGAACUGCUCAAGACGGAGCCCAAUGUCAGGAACAAGAUCCUGUAUCUGAUCCAGGCCUGGGCUCACGCCUUCCGCAACGAGCCCAAGUACAAGGUGGUCCAGGACACCUACCAGAUCAUGAAGGUGGAGGGUCAUGUGUUCCCUGAGUUUAAGGAGAGUGAUGCCAUGUUUGCGGCUGAGCGGGCCCCAGACUGGGUGGAUGCAGAGGAGUGUCAUCGCUGCAGGGUUCAGUUUGGUGUCAUGACUCGUAAGCACCAUUGCCGAGCGUGUGGUCAGAUCUUCUGUGGGAAGUGCUCCUCCAAGUACUCCACCAUUCCCAAGUUUGGCAUCGAGAAGGAAGUGCGCGUGUGCGAGCCCUGUUUCGAGCUUCUUAACAACCACCCCUCCCUCUCCCCCCCCCCCAGGAAGGCGGAGGGGAAGGCCGCGACCGUCGCCGGGCCUGCCGAGCUCCCCCCGGAGUACCUGACCAGCCCGCUGUCCCAGCAGUCUCAGGUAGUGGUCCAGGAAACAAUGCCCCCGAAAAGAGACGAAGCCGCUCUCCAGGAGGAGGAGGAGCUGCAGCUGGCCAUCGCCCUCUCCCAGAGCGAGGCGGAAGAGAAGGAGAGGAUGAGACAGAAGAACUCCUACGGGGUGUACCCCAAAGCCGACCCCACCCCGGUCACCUCCUCGGCCCCUCCCGUCAGCACCCUCUACACCUCCCCCGUGAACUCCUCCGCCCCCUCUGCUGAGGAUGUUGACCCAGAGCUGGCACGCUACCUGAACAGAACAUACUGGGAGAAGAAACAGGAAGAGGCACGCAAGAGCCCCACCCCCUCUGCCCCUGCCCCCGUGGCGUUGGCUGAGCCUGUGCCGGUCAGCCAGCCCGUGGAGAGUCACGUCCCCGUCCCAGUCCCAGUCCAGCCGCCGAUCAACGUUGUGGAGCAGCAGUACCAGAACGGCGAGUCGGAGGAGAACCACGAGCAGUUCCUGAAGGCCCUGCAGAACGCCGUCAGCACCUUCCUCAACCGCAUGAAGAGCAACCACAUGCGCGGGCGCAGCAUCACCAACGACAGCGCCGUGCUGUCGCUCUUCCAGUCCAUCAACAACAUGCACCCACAGCUGCUCGACAUCCUCAACCAGCUGGACGAGAAGAGAUUGUACUACGAGGGCCUGCAGGACAAGCUGGCCCAGGUGCGUGACGCGCGGGCCGCCCUCAACGCCCUGAGGGACGAGCACAGGGAGAAGCUCCGGCGCGCCGCCGAGGAGGCCGAGAGGCAGAGGCAGAUCCAGCUAGCCCAGAAGCUGGAGAUCAUGAGGCAGAAGAAACAGGAGUAUCUGGAGAUGCAGAGGCAGCUGGCCAUCCAGCGCUUGCAGGAGCAGGAGAAGGAGAGGCAGAUGCGUCUGGAGCAGCAGAAACACACCAUCCAGAUGAGGGCCCAGAUGCCGGCCUUCUCCCUGCCCUACGCACAGAUGCAGUCCUUACCCCCCAACGUGGCGCCCGGGAUGGUGUACCAGCCCGGAGGCCCGCCUAGUUACCCUGGCACCUUCAGCCCUUCGGGCUCAGUGGAGGGCUCGCCCAUGCACAACGUCUACAUGAGCCAGCCUGGCCAGACGGCUCCAGGGCAGUACCAGGCCAUGCCCCCCACAGACCCCAACAUGGCCUACAUGUACCAGAAUCCAGGCACCAACGGUCAGCCUCCACCCCCUGGCCAGGCUCCUCCCACCACCAGCCCUCCCUACUCCAACUACCAGCCCACGCCCUCCCAGGGCUACCAGCAGAACGUCGUGUCCCAGGCCCAGAGUUUGCCUCCUAUGCCCCAGCCUGCCCCCACCAACGGCAUGGCCUACAUGGGCUACCAGCCGUACGGCAUGCAGAACAUGAUGUCAGCGCUGCCAGGACAAGACCCCAACAUGCCUCCCCAACAGCCCUACAUGCCAGGCCAGCAGCCCAUGUACCAACAGAUGGCUCCCCCUGGUGGUCCGCAGCAGCAAGCGCAGCAGCAGCAACCCCAGGCCCUCCCAGGCAGUGCAGAGGCACAGCUCAUCUGCUUCGACUGAAGCCUGGAGCCGCAGGGUCCAACACACUACAACCCCCCCCCCCCCCCCCCCACCUCUCCUCUGGUCUCCCCCCCUUCCCUCCUACACUCUCCUGGGCUGAUGGUAUCCCUUUGGGAACACGGAUGGUUCUGCCAAUGUUGCUGUGAUCUUGUGGCAAUGUGGAUUUCUUGUGAUUAGGUUGCAGAAACGUUGCCGCCCUGGCCACCUCUCUGAAGUGGGGUGGUUAGGCUGGGAGGUCCUGACCUUCCACCCAGGUCCUGUCUACUCUUUCCUUCUCAGACAUGUUCCUCAGAUAUGUAUGUAGUAUUUCCUUAUAAAAUUGCUGAAAAAUCGACAUAGUCAUUGGUAUUAUAGAUUUAUCAGAGGUGAGAAAAUAUGAUACGAAUCGAAAAAGACAUGACAUCACCAUCCUUUGUCUCAUAUUUUUCUAAAGCAAAUUUGCAUGUGUUGAAUCGUUUUUCAUUUUCGGCAUUAGAAAGCAAGUGUUGCAGCCCGUCCUGAGACCUUUUUUGGCGCUUGCGUGAAGUCGUUUUAGUGCCGUCUGUGUGAAUGACGAUCUGAGAAACGAGGGGAUGAUUGAGGACAGAAAGCACAGGCAAACUGGUCCCAGUGAAAGCACCAGAGAUGGGGACUCACCAAACCAACUCUGCUAACUUCCCAGAGUUAACCGUCGAGUAAAGUUCACACUCUCUCCCCCACACGCACACACACACGCACACACAGACACAGAAAGUUAGCUGUACACAGAUCCUUAAACUAUAGAUGGCCUUCCUUUUUUGGCAAUGCCUUGUAGUGCACUGCAUCAAAUAUUUGGGUGAUUUCUUGUUUGGGUGAGUCGUUUUUUGUUUGUUAUGGAGAAAUGUGGGUUUGUCACGCAGGCUGCCCUAGUACUCUACUUAUUGGCAUGGGUAAGCUCCUAACAUACAGUUUGCACUCUAUUGCUGUAUUGUCCUGUAUUCUGUAUCACUACAUUUUUUUCUACAGUGGCUUGCACCACCCUCGCAAGAUAGACAUUACAUUUAGAUUAUGUGGUACAUUUGCCAAUAAUUCAACUGCAAUUUGUCCAAGUCAAUGUCUUUGGCCUGUUUUAGAAAUACCUUGUGCAUCUGUUGGGCAGUAGGGAGGAUAACAUCACACAAUAUGCAGAGUUUAUUGAUUGAGGACCAUUCCUCUAGAGUGUGUUGGUUGAAUACCAGAGACGUGGGAGAGGUGGUAGUACUUCAAGAUGGAUAUAUGUUCUGCAUGUAUGUAACACACGAUCAGUGACUCCUGUAACCUUUUUAAUGCCAUCUCUGAACUUCUUUAGUCCAUCAUACUGAUCUGUCUGACUAAUGUAAUUUUAAGAUUAUAUUUAAUAAAUAUCUUGUUCUUUUACUGUC
Messenger RNA from Osmerus eperlanus (European smelt), 3852 nucleotides. RefSeq names its product hepatocyte growth factor-regulated tyrosine kinase substrate (gene hgs). Gene Ontology annotation, molecular function: phosphatidylinositol binding; ubiquitin binding; metal ion binding. Gene Ontology annotation, biological process: receptor internalization; endocytic recycling. The transcript has 20 exons. Gene Ontology annotation, cellular component: early endosome. Lineage: Eukaryota; Metazoa; Chordata; Actinopteri; Osmeriformes; Osmeridae. The record is from RefSeq and is a predicted model, not a curated record. Bases 158 to 2473 code for a protein of 771 amino acids.